CGACCAUGCUUCUUUGGAAGUAGAAAAACUUGAAGUUCAAAUAUUAGGCAAGAUGUUAUUCAGUCAGUGCAAUUAAUCUAAACGACACCGAUCAUUUGGCGACGUUUGGAAGACCACUAUUUAUGCGGAAGGCGCCCUCAGACACUGGCAACGACGCAAUGCGACGAUUUGAUGUUUCACCCCACAGCGUCAGAACGUGCUGAGAUCUCGACAGAGCCGAAGGCAGCAUUAUUGCUUGGAUCUAAUAAUAUUGUAUCGGACAGUCGGUAUGUCUGUUGUCCUGUCUCAGAAGCCGAGUUGGCCGCGGCAUGGAAGCAAAUCAAACAACGCACUGCCACUAGAGGAAGCGCUUAAGUUCCACCAAACUACUCGCCAUUUUGACUACAAUGCUACGAUCGUCCUCGUUGGAUCGCGAGGCUCUGGCAAACGCUCACUCGCAUUUAUCGGAGCCACCCAUCUUGGACGAAGACUGGUAACUGAAGACCAGUACUUUCAACAAGUUACUGGCCUAUCAAGAAAAGACUACCUCUCAAAGUAUGGCAGCAGAGAGUUUGGGCGGCAAAAUGUGGAAGUUCUGCAAAGGAUGCUCGAGGACAACGAAACGGGCAGCAUCAUAGAAUGCGGAAUGUCUAGUCUUGCAAGAGAGUCCCAAAACACGCUGAGACAUUAUGCAGAGACGCAUCCUGUUAUCCACAUACUCCGCAACCCAGCGCGAAUACGCCUUCUCCUCAACUUGAAGGAUUCGGAGGCUGCGCGUUUGGAGCAGGCUGACAAAUCACAUCAGUCUUGUUCUAACUUUGAGUACUACAACUUACAGGACUCAAACUGUGAGUGUCAUGUAGAGGAGAUAUCCCAGGAUCGACAGAUUCCCAAUUAUUCAUUUGCAUUAAAGGAUGCCAAGCAAGAUUUCUCGCGAUUUCUUGAUAAAAUUACUGGCCUUGGUGCAAAGCAAUCUGCAUACGAGAGUCCGUUCUCUGUUGACGCAUUGCCGCCUGAAAACAGACCUUACACCUAUGCGAUUCCGCUCAGUUUAUCUGACCUUACCAACGGAGCGAUCGACUUACCCCAGCUGGACUCUGGCGGAGAUGCUAUAGAGCUUAAAGUCGACAUGUUAACCCCUAAUAUUUUGACCAUAGUUAGCAAAGAAGUUGCUCGGAUUAGGAGAACUCUUGGGAUUCCCAUUAUCUUCCACAUCGAUGAAAUUUUGUCGAACGAUGUCAGCGCCAUUAUAUCGCUACUUUAUCAUGCCAUACGCCUCGGAGUUGAAUAUCUUGUCAUUCCGCUGUGGUUGGAGGAUAACACUAUUAGGGAGAUCGUGCAUGUUCGAGGAGAAACGAAGAUUAUUGGUCAAUUCAUCGACAAGAAGGCUGUCAGUUGGCAGGAUCAAAUGUGGAUCUCAAAAUUUGAAAGGGCGAAGCAAUUUGAUUGCCAUAUAGUCCGAUUAUUACGAACGGCGCUUACGAUCGAGGAUAAUACGGACGUGCAAGCUUUUGCGAGUAGAGUUGCCGCAAUUUCGACUCGCCAACCGAAACUUAUCGCAUACAAUCUUGGGCCUUUGGGGAAAGCUUCUGUGAUUGCAAACACAAUAUUUAGCCCUGUUACUCACCCUGCUAUCAGACAAAAAGACAGCCGGCCCGAGAACUUUUUGAUCACCGCACAGGAAGCAAUGGAGAAUUUAUAUGAAACGGGUGUACUCGAUGGCUUGAAAUUUGUCACUUUCGGCCGCCAUGUGAACUACUCUCUAUCGCCAAUGAUGCACGAGACCGCUUAUGCACACCUUGGGAUGAAAGGACAGUACUAUAGGUACACCGGUUCAUCACUCGACGAGCUAGCUGCAUUAUCACAGGACCCCCAUUUUGGAGGUGCUGGGAUUAGCCAGCCUUUCAAAGUCGAAAUUAUGUCACGAUGUGUGGCACACAGCCGCCACGCAAAAGCAAUAGGUGCCUCAAACACAAUCACACCUUUGCGGGCUCUCCCAGAUGGGUCUGCAGAUUUUUUACUCAAUCAAGCCAACAGACGGGGUCAUGCUGGACCUGUUUGUGCUUGGUUCGCCGACAACACAGAUUUUCUAGGGAUAUUAGCAUGUCUUCGGCGGAACGCCACUCCGAGAAAUGUCGUGCAACCGUCAAAGACAACUGGUCUUGUUAUAGGUGCAGGAGGAAUGGCACGAGCUUCAAUAUAUGCUAUGAUUCUGCUGGGAUGUCGGAACAUAUUUAUUUACAACCGAACGCUCAAAAAUGCAGAAAUUGUCGCCGAUCAUUUCAACUCUUGGGCUGGAGCCUUAUCAGCGAAUGGAAGAGUGGUUUCUGUUUUACGAACAAGAAACGAGCCUUGGCCAGCCGAAUACCAGCAGCCUACUUUCUUGGUUUCCUGUGUGCCUGCCCACGAGGUAGAGAUCCAUAGCCCAGCAGAUUUUGAGGUUCCAGAACAGUGGCUAGGGAGCCCGUCAGGAGGAGUGGCACUUGAGUUGGCAUAUAAACCACUGAAUACGCCUCUCGUUCGGCAGAUACGACGCUUUCGCCAGAAGACAGGGCGGGCUUGGGUCAUGGUCGAUGGUUUGGAGUUCAUACCAGCGCAAGGAUUUGCACAGUUUGAGCUUAUGACUGGAAGGAGGGCACCGCGAGCCCAAAUGAGAGCUGCUGCGGAAAAUAACUAUGAGAAGGUAACAGGGGCCACCACUGACUCGAUGGUAUAACGUCAACCCUAGUGUUCUGGCUUCAUAGCAUAUUGCGAUCAAAUGAAGAAAGAUAACAAAGCUCUCAGAAGUGCUGUGGAAGCCUCUUGACUUAUACGUAAAGCGUCCCAGCCAAAAUCAUCUGUGCCCAAAAAUAAAGACCCCAUCCCACAGCAAUCUUUAUGACGGAAUUCCGUCUGAUAGUCGCCUUCUUGAUGCCCCUUGCUACGCCCGAAUCCCCAAAUGCGUCUGCCGCAACGAAGAGAUCGCUGAGCACAAACAUGAUGGCUCCUAGAAGCCUUUGGCGCGGCCAGUUGGAGGAGGCUGGGGCGGUAGUAGCGGCCGCCACUGCCAGCAUCGAGCUGAUGAUAGUUGCAUACACGGAAACCAGGGGCCGCAUUUCGCCAGCAAUGGACAGGUUGAGAACGUUGCCCGAUUUCGUGGAUGUCGGCCCUGGAUAGAUGGCGCCGAGCCAUUUCCCGGCCGCCAUUGAUGCCACGAAUGUGAUUACUAGCGUCGACUGAGAAACUUCGUCGGCGUUACGAAGGAAGGCAAGGAUAUACGCUAUAUGCGCGCCUGCGAAUGCAAGGAUGCCCAGCUUGAAUGAAGUAGAUAUUUCUACUUCUUUUGGUGCAUCACGCGAUUGGUUGCCUUUCCUGGCGGCCUUGGAAGCCUCCACCGAUUUGGGGCUGGAGUCGUAGUAUUCAUUCCCAGAGGGAAUUAAGCAUAUGUCGCCGAUGAAAGAUAGAACGAGUCCAUAUAUUAUGAGAGUGUCGUAAGGCGACCAUUCUUUUAAUAAGAGUGGUCCACUAGCAAAUGCUGUGGAACAUACGAUCUUGAAAACUGCAUGGCCAGCGAGGGAGGAUGUGGUUUCGGAGAUCACCAGCACAGGGAGCGCAACCAAGAGGAGAUACACGGCCGCAGACGGAGGAAGAACCGGGAUUGAGUGCGAGAUAGUAAACGACAUGAUGGUUGCAAGGAGGUAUAAUAAGGUAUAAUAUGUUUGAAAAGUUUGAAAGAAGCUGUUCUCCAACCUUGCCCUUGGGAUCCAAUACUGCCUGACACGUGCUCCUGCCGUCAAAAGACUGACAUUUUGAAGGGUGGGGAUAUCUUCGGUCUGCCUCGGCUUCGAUUUAGUUUUAGUUGAUGAUUGACACUAGCGAUUAGUUCCCGUUAUCGCUUAGCAUCAUCAGCCAUGACGACCCCUGGAUCAGAUCGCUGCGAUGGGUGUUUAUUGUCACUGUACAUAAAAUAACGGAAGCGUAGAUCACACAAACGGC
Molecule: messenger RNA, 3954 nt
Organism: Pseudogymnoascus verrucosus
Lineage: Eukaryota; Fungi; Ascomycota; Leotiomycetes; Thelebolales; Thelebolaceae
Exons: 2
Coding region: 269-2695 (808 amino acids)
Biological process (GO): chorismate biosynthetic process
Molecular function (GO): 3-phosphoshikimate 1-carboxyvinyltransferase activity; 3-dehydroquinate dehydratase activity; shikimate 3-dehydrogenase (NADP+) activity
Source: RefSeq, a predicted model, not a curated record